AUAUCAAUAAGUUAAGCGAUAAUUAUUAUUGCUAUUGUAAUGUCAUGAGUACUCUAACUGUAAGUUUGUCUAUACCUUUCCCAUCUACAAGGGAAGCAGAAAUUGUCUAUCAAGUGUUGAGAGUUGAUAAAGAACCUUCAAGAGGUAGUGUUACAAAAAAUUUAACUUUAGAUAACAAUUUGUUGCAAGUAUUAUUUUCUGGGACUGAGGCACGAAAAGUUCGAGUGGCAUUGACAUCAUUUUUUGAUAGUUUAAUUUUAGUAACAGAAACUAUGCAAAAGUUUGGUUCACUUGAAUCAAUUUAUAAUUAUUAUUAA
Messenger RNA from Habropoda laboriosa, 317 nucleotides. RefSeq names its product EKC/KEOPS complex subunit Lage3 (gene Tcs6). The transcript is spliced from 3 exons. The record is from RefSeq and is a predicted model, not a curated record. Gene Ontology annotation, cellular component: EKC/KEOPS complex. Bases 45 to 317 code for a protein of 90 amino acids. NCBI's taxonomy places the organism in Eukaryota, Metazoa, Arthropoda, Insecta, Hymenoptera, Apidae.